Molecule: messenger RNA, 3801 nt
Organism: Candidozyma pseudohaemuli
Lineage: Eukaryota; Fungi; Ascomycota; Pichiomycetes; Serinales; Metschnikowiaceae
Product: translation initiation factor 3 subunit
Exons: 1
Coding region: 1-3801 (1266 amino acids)
Biological process (GO): intracellular distribution of mitochondria
Cellular component (GO): cytoplasm
Molecular function (GO): protein binding; mRNA binding
Source: RefSeq, a predicted model, not a curated record
AUGGCCGAAAAGCCCCAAGACCCCCAGGACCCCCAGGAGGUGGUGUUGAAAAUAGCCCUUCCGCUGUUCUUGGGCCAGAAAAUCGAAUAUGUGGAAACCCACCAUUCCUUGACCGACUCCAUCAACGACAUCAAGGAGGCCUUGGCUGCAAGCUCCAUGUUGAGCCAAUUGACCAACUACAGUUUGUUCUACGGCGACGUCAACGUGACGGAGUUCGAUGAUUUUGCACCUUUGCAGGACGUUUUCGGCCAGCCCGGCAAGUACGACGUUCGUUUGGCCGAAAGAGCCUACUCGUUGAAGGAUGUGUACGACCAUCUUCUUCGUUUCAGAGAGAGUAUCGGCAUGAACUUCUUCGACCACGCUGCCCGUGCCCAGGGCGUGGCUGCCGGAAGCACCAAGUUCAACCGCUUGAAGUUGGACGGCGUCAAGGAGACACAGAAGCCAGAGAAGACGGAAUCUGAGGAAUCCAAGGGUGUUGCAGAGGAGGUUUCUGAAGAGGAGAAAGCUCAGAUCAAGGCUAUCGUCGGCAAACUUAUCGAGCCUCAGGAAACCAACAUUGUGGAGGUUGCAUCCGCAGACUCUGUGCUUGGAUUGUGGAAGCUCCCUAUCAAAUCGCUCACCUUAUCGCAAUGGAGUGUUCCUCAGAUCCAGAAAGCCAGAGGCGACUUGCUUUACCUCACGUUGACGACGUUGGAGAGCGAGACGUUUUCCGUGACAUGCCAUGUGCUGGGUUUCUUUGUGAACCGCUUGUCGAACGCCAAUUUUGACCCUUCCAUGAAGACCGGUGCUAAAGAGUACCUUUUCCACAAUUUGGUGAGUGCCUUGUCGCCACGUUUUCUGGAGGCUGUCGAGGGCAACAAGCAGGCCAUUUCCCAGGGAUCGCAAUUUGCCGAAAGCUACUUGAUUCCAUCCCAGGCUGCCGUGACUUCUCCAUGGUUGGUCACUGAGACCCAGGUUAGAAACGCCAUUGUGCCCGAUGCAUUCCGGAGCCAGGUGCCUCUUCUUUCCAACGGUGUCGAUGGCGCCGAUUUGGUCAAGGACUGGAACGAGGAGUUCCAGGGGAUCAAGGAAUUCUCCAAAGAGCUGUUCAACGAGCGCUUGCUCAGAGACAAGUUGAUCAACAAGUACAUCCAGGAGUUCAGCCUGGCAGCAGCAUCCACGGCGGUAGAGAUCUUGAGGGGUAACAUCACGCCCUUGAACCCCAGCGAGGCCAAGGAGGACCACAUUUUCUUGAGAAACAACAUCUUCUACAGUUUCGGUGUCAAUGCUACUGGUGCCCACGACAACACCGGUGGAGACGAGGCUGCCCGCUACUGUUUUGGCAAAGACUUGGCUACUGUCAGGCUCAUGAACAGACUUGAUGUCCAGGGCGUCAGCAAUUUGCUCACUUGUAUUGUGGACUACUUGGGAGAAAGAGUGGUGUGCCAGGCUCCUGUUCCUGGUGUUUUUGCUGACCAAACCGACGAAAACGGCGAACCAGUUGAUAAAAUUGUCCAGGGCUACUCCCACGAUAACAAUGUGAUUCACACCUCCGAGGAGUUCAACGAGGUGUUGAAGCCUAUCGGUGAGGCCUUCCACUUGAAGUCCCACAAGGUCAAGUUGGAGUCUGGCGCUGAGACGGAAAGCGAGAUUGCUCUUUCCAAGGACGCCAAGUGUAUCGUCGGCACUGACCACAGAAAGUACGUUAUCGACUUGUACAGAACCACGCCUUUGGAUAUCGAGUUUUUGGAUGCCCACUUUGAUGGUUCCGAGACGUCAUACCCCCACAAGGAAGCUUCGUUGAGACACGAUGCUGUGGAAGAAUGGUACAAGAGAAAAGCCGCUGCUUUGUUCAAGGUGGAAACCGAGAGAUUGGACAAGGAGGGUAAGCUUGAUGGCGAUGAGAAACCCCAAGUUGCCAUUCCAGUGGACCAGAUUGUGCUCAACCCAGAUGUUUUCACCGGUGUGGACGAGCUGAAGGCCGACCAGGAGGACGUCCGGGAGGUUUCUGCUUUUAUCAAGAAACAGUUGAUUCCCGAGUUUUUGGACGACAUCACCAAGAACCUGGUUCCUUUCGAUGGUGCUCAUUUGACCGCUUUCAUGCACCGUGUGGGUAUCAACAUGAGAUACUUGGGCUACAUUGCCGAGGAGGCCUUGAAGAGAGUUGCCGAUUUUGAGAAGGAGAAUGAGGAGGCCAUCAAAAAGAACGAGGUCGAAAUCGCCAAGAAGGCCGAAGAGGAAAAGGACAAGAAGGAUGAAAAAGACGAAAAGAAGGAGGAGGACAAGAAAGACGAAGAGAAGCAGUCUGCUGCCAAGUUGGUUCCUGUCAGAGCCAACAUGACUGCACUCCACGGCCUUGCUGUCCAGGAGAUGAUUGCCAGAGCCUCCAAACAUGUUCUUCGUAAGUUGGGUAAGGAUGUUCCAUUCCUCUUGAAGCCUUACUUGGUUGCCCAUUUCCACAACUGUUUGUUGGGCCAGGGUGUGAACUCUACCCCAGAGGUUGAGAUCGACAGCUCCAUCAAAUCCUUGUUCUCCACAAAGGAAACUUCUUUCACUUCCAUCAAGCCUGCCGAGGUGAUCAGUGCCAUUGAAAAGGAGGUGUAUGCUCGUUUCAGACACUCGCUUUCUUCCAACUGGACUGAGGCAGUCAAGCCUUUGAGCUUGAUGAGAGACAUUGCGCUCAAGGUCGGUAUCCAGUGGAAAGCUCAGCCUUAUUUCUUCACCCAGGAGGAUUUUGAAGCCAAACCAGCUGCUCCUGCUGCCGUGGAACCAAAGGAGCCUGUUGAGUCCAAGAAGAGAAAGAACAAGGGCAAGAAGACCCAGGAAAAGGCAUCAACGCCUGCUGUUCAGCGCAACACUGUUUUCGUUGCUGACGAUAUCAUCGACAUUGUCCCAAUUAUCAAGGACGCUGGCUACCGCUGCUCAAUGGUGGACGAGAUUUACGAAACAGCAAAGAGCCAUCUCAACAAGGGAGACGCCGAAAUCGGCACCACACUCAUGACCGAAUUGAUCUCGUUCUACCAGCAAAUCUACGGCUCGGUUAACAGCGAGAUCUCGUCGCUCUACUCCACCUUGGCCCAGUUCUACACUGAAAGAGGCAUGUCCGGUGAGGCCUCUAUUGCAGCACGUAAGGCCAUUAUCUUGAACGAGAGAAUCUACGGUACCGACAGCUACGAAACCAUCAAUGCCUACAUCAAGGCUUCGUUCUUUGACAGCUUGAACAAGGACCACGCCAGUGCUUUUGCGCUCAACGGACGUGCUCUUCAAUUGUGGGAGCAAAUCUACGGUAACAACCACCCCAACGCCGUGAGCACCUUGACCAAUUUUGCUGCCAUUUUACAGGAGAUGAAGCUCUCGAAGGAGGCCAGCAAGCUUUUUGCCAGAGCCAUCGAGGUUUCUGAAAAAUUGAACGGUUCCCUCUGCGACAUCACAGCACUCAUUAGACACAGAUACGCCAUUACCUUGGUGCAUUUGGGCAACUACAAGGGUGCUCAAGAGCAGUUCACCCAGGCUGGAGAAGUGUUCAGCAAGCUUGUGGGUCCCGAGGACACUCUUUCUAAGGAAUGUGCCAACUUUGUCACACAGAUCAAAACCUACAUUGCCUACAAUGAACACCAGGCUGCUGAACAGAAAAAGCAGCAAAAUGGCAAGAAAGCCCCAGUGAAGGCGCCUGUCAAGACUAAGGUUCCACAGGGUAAAGGUAAGGGUAAAAAGAACCAGACGUCAGCAUCUGACCCUUCAAUCGCUUCCAAGUCUGUGGAUGAGAUCUUGCAGUUCAUCGAGGGCAACCAGGGACUGAAGAAGAACAAAAAGAAGCACUAA